AUGUCUAUCUCCAGUCCGGUUUCCUCCGCCCUUGAGAGCUUCACAAGCUUGGCCAGCAACAUGAGCUCUGCUUCAACCGCACCAUUGGCUUCUACCACAGCAGUGUUCGCAGAGCAAGCGAAUCCCGACAGAAGUUGGCUCGUGUCAUUGGGCAGAAUGGUUUUCUACCUGAUCACCAUCAUUCCAGGAAUUCUGUAUUGGGUGAUUACUUUUACUACUAUCACCAUUCCUACGUUGCUGUUUACUCUCUUCUCAACGAGUUUAACGGUUACAAUGAAUGCAACUACUCUAAUGCUCAUCAUGAUCGCCUUCGUUUCGACAGCCAGUUGGUUCGUACGGUACAGAUUCCUCAAUAUGUACGCUCGACUGCCGCCAGAGCCGCAGAGAAAGGAACCUCAAAUAGACCUAUAUCCGGAUACUCAGGAGGAUGGCUCAAAGUCUGGAUUUUCAAACUACCUGGACGAGUUCCUUAGCGCAAUAAAGGUGUUUGGGUAUUUAGAGAGGCCUGUAUUCCACGAGCUUACUCGGAGCAUGCAAACCAGGAAGCUCAUAGCCGGUGAGACUUUGAAUCUGGAAGAAGAAAAAGGAUUCUGCUUGGUUGUGGAUGGAUUGGUGGAGAUCUUUGUGAAGUCUGCUCGAGAAAGUCGCGACACUGAUUCCGAGCCCUCUGGAUUUAAUGAAGACGACUCGUCGGACAGCGAUGAUGACCAAGGAACGGGGAAUGCGCACCAACGAUAUCAAUUACUGACUGAAGUGAGAAAUGGGGCCCCGAUGUCAUCUUUAUUCUCCAUCUUGUCUUUAUUUACAGAGGACGUGAAAUUGAGACAUACCGAAGACGAUGAAUUGGACUCGAGCGUCUCAAGUAGUGGGUACGGGAAUACACGCUUUCCUUCCAGUGCUGGCUUCGAUCAGAGUCAUCAUGAUACCCCUCCAUCUCUUCCAACAAGCCCCAUAUAUGGGGCCCCAUGUCAAAAUGGCGAUGCGAAAAUACGGGGACGACGUUCUUCGACUAUGGCAAGCUCUACAGCUGGUGGUACACUACCCACUAUACCCCCACUAUCUCUUGAUCCCAACGUGGGCUCGCACAAGCAACGACCAAAAACCAGAAGAACACAGACGUCUGCUCAUCCUGAUGUGGUUGCAAGAGCAACAGUUGACACUACUAUUGCCAUUAUACCCGCCAGUGCUUUCCGCCGCCUUACUAGGGUAUAUCCAAAAGCUACAGCGCAUAUAGUUCAAGUCAUCUUAACCAGGCUACAGAGAGUGACGCUUGCAACUGGACACUCAUAUCUUGGAUUGACAAGUGAAGUUUUACGAACCGAAAAACAUAUGAAUAAGUAUACCACCUACGAGUUGCCAAAUUUUCUACGAGGAGAUGCUCUGAAGCGAUUGAAGGAGAAGUUCACACGCGAGAGAGAAAGAAUUGGACCGGAGGAAGGUAGUAAAGGAAUAGCGUUACACAAUCCGGGUGCAGGUCGAAGACGACGGUCUCAUAACAACCUUCGAAAAGAAGCAACUGUGCAAGCUCACUCUUCCAAGGGGGCUUAUUCUGUUUCCGGCACUAGAUUUGAGCCAUCGAGCUCCCGAGAUAUUGGAGUGAGCCCAAGUCCCGGGGAUCUGCUUACCAAUAUACAAAUGUCCCGGUCUGGUGGUCGGAGGAGCAAUUCAGGUCUUGGUAAAGGAGCAUUGGGUAAUGGUAGAACUCCUGAAGUGUGGCAACACGAUGUUCACAGCCCCCUUGCACAGAAAACGUUUAAUCCAUUUACCAAUACCCUGAAUCCUCGAGUGACUUUACACCGGCAAGAGUCGGUCGACGAGGAUAGCAUGUUUCGUGGGUCUAUUCUUGAAUGCAUCUUCAAGGCAAUUGGUCUUACCAACACCAAAAAUGCUUCAAGGAUGUCGGAUUCUGUUGAAGCUUCCCCUAGGCUCGUUUCUUACGAUCAGAGAAGGCAGAAGGCGGUUUUUAGCAACAACGCUUUUGGUAUCAUCGACCCUUACGAAGCCUCCGCAGACGGUGAUGCGGAAUCCAUAACAUCCGGCGGGAUCAGUGCGGGCGGCUUUCCCAGUACCCGAGGCUUAGCACAAGAGUUGCAAGAGGAAGUUGAGAUUGUAUUCUUCCCUCAAGGAUCCGUUCUCGUUGAACAAGGCGAGCGCAAUCCGGGGCUGUACUACGUGAUUGACGGCUUUCUGGAUGUCAGUGUUCCUGUCGACGACAAAUCAGAUGCAACGGUUCUUGGCCAAUCCCAUCGUCAAAGCCUCGCCAAAUUUGGGGGAGAAGAGACAUUGGCCCCUUUGUCCCGUACAAAGACCGGAUCAUCUCAAGCCUCUGCCUCAGUUUCUGGAGUUGGUACUGAUGGGAAGAAACGCAAGUUGGCCGGGCGAAAGUCAUUGGCUUUGAUCAAGCCCGGUGGUAUUGCUGGCUACAUUGGCACGAUAUCGGCUUACCGGUCAUUCAUUGAUGUCAUCGCAAAGACGGAUGUCUACGUGGGAUUCCUACCACGACAAGCGCUAGAGAGAGUUGUAGAAAAGUACCCAGUUGUGCUACUCACGAUGGCAAAGCGCUUAACUAGUCUUUUGCCGCGACUCAUUCUUCACAUCGACUUCGCACUAGAAUGGGUUCAGGUCAGUGCUGGCCAAGUCAUAUAUCAUCAGGGAGAUGAUAGUGAUGCUAUCUACAUUGUCCUGAACGGUCGCUUGCGCCUAGUGCUCAACAAUGACAAGGCUGAAAUGAAGGUCGUGGGUGAGUAUGGGCAAGGUGAAAGUGUGGGUGAGCUUGAAGUCAUGACGGAGUCUACCCGACCAGCUACACUUCACGCAAUCCGUGACACCGAGCUUGCCAAGUUCCCGAAGACUCUGUUUAACAGUCUUGCCCAGGAACAUCCUGGAAUUACGAUCAAGAUCUCAAAAAUCAUUGCGUCUCGCAUGAGGGCUUUGAUCGAGGAUCCGGUUUUCGACCAAGGAAAGGACAAAGCCACUGGCGCUACAAAUAAUAAAGUUUCCUCAACAGUUAACCUUCGAACCGUAGCUAUUCUGCCUGUUACAGCUGGCGUACCUGUGGUUGAGUUCGGAACCCGGCUGAUGAAUGCUUUAACCCAAAUUGGGGCUGCCAACGGGGUCACCUCGCUCAAUCAAGCAGCUAUUUUGAAUCACCUUGGACGACAUGCAUUCAGCCGCAUGGGCAAGCUCAAGCUAGCUCAGUAUCUUGCAGACCUCGAGGAGAAAUAUGGUCUAGUGCUCUACGUUGCUGACACUAACGUCAAUUCUCCUUGGACUCAGACUUGCAUUAGCCAGGCUGACUGCAUUCUACUAGUCGGAUUGGCCGAAGGUUCUCCUGCGAUUGGAGAAUAUGAGCGUUUCUUACUCGGCAUGAAAACGACCGCGAGGAAGGAGCUGGUCCUCUUACAUGCCGACCGAUUCUCUGUGCCCGGCACAACACGUGCAUGGUUACGGAAUCGAGUUUGGAUCAAUGGAGGACAUCACCACGUACAGAUGGAAUUCAGUUCAAGCUCUGUACCUACUCAUCCUCAAACCUGGAAAUUUGGUUCUACAUUGAAGCAACGCGUUCAAGUCCUACAGGCGGAGAUCCAAAAGUACACAUCUCGCAGGGUUAGACAAACCCCAUUGUAUUCCGCAGAUACGCCUUUCAAAGGCGACUUCCAUAGGAUCGCGAGACGACUUUGUGGAAAGUCAAUUGGACUAGUACUCGGUGGUGGUGGCGCUCGAGGCAUAGCACAGGUUGGCAUCAUCAGAGCUUUGGAGGAGGCCGGCAUCCCCAUCGACAUUAUCGGUGGUACAUCUAUAGGCUCCUUCAUCGGUGCACUAUAUGCCCGCGAUGCAGAUGUUGUGCCCAUGUACGGUCGAGCAAAGAAGUUUGCGGGACGAAUGGCAAGUAUGUGGCGUUUCGCCCUCGAUUUGACUUACCCGUCUGCAUCAUACACCACCGGUCAUGAGUUUAAUCGUGGUAUCUUCAAGACGUUUGGUAAGAGUCAAAUUGAAGAUUUCUGGCUCGAGUUUUAUUGUAACACCACGAACAUCAGCAAGAGUCGAUCGGAGAUUCAUACAAGUGGAUAUGCGUGGCGAUAUGUGAGAGCAUCAAUGUCCUUGGCGGGGUUGAUUCCACCUCUUUGCGAUGAGGGAAGUAUGCUUCUCGAUGGAGGCUAUGUUGAUAAUUUGACAGUAUCGCAUAUGAAGUCUCUCGGGGCAGAUGUGAUAUUUGCAGUUGAUGUAGGAAGUCUUGACGACGAUACACCUCAAACAUUCGGAGACUCAUUAUCAGGAUUCUGGGCAUUCACAAACCGCUGGAACCCAUUCUCUUCAUACCCAAACCCGCCCACUCUAGCCGAGAUCCAAGCACGACUGGCUUAUGUCUCUAGUGUGGAUGCAUUGGAAAGAGCGAAAAAUACACCAGGCUGCCUCUACAUGAGACCGCCUGUUGAUAAGUAUGGAACGCUUGAUUUCGGCAAGUUUGAUGAGAUUUAUCAGGUUGGGUAUAAAUAUGGCCAGGAGUUCCUUGCGGAAACCAGGGAAAAGGGUGUUCUCCCGUUGGUGGAUGAGACGGAGGAAAAGAAAGCUUUGCGCAGAACCAUGGCUCCAAGGAGAGCAAGUAUAUAG
Molecule: messenger RNA, 4611 nt
Organism: Lachnellula hyalina
Lineage: Eukaryota; Fungi; Ascomycota; Leotiomycetes; Helotiales; Lachnaceae
Gene: NTE1
Product: Lysophospholipase
Exons: 3
Coding region: 1-4611 (1536 amino acids)
Biological process (GO): lipid metabolic process
Cellular component (GO): endoplasmic reticulum
Molecular function (GO): phosphatidylcholine lysophospholipase A1 activity
Source: RefSeq, a predicted model, not a curated record